Messenger RNA from Nilaparvata lugens (brown planthopper), 717 nucleotides. RefSeq names its product Bardet-Biedl syndrome 2 protein homolog. NCBI's taxonomy places the organism in Eukaryota, Metazoa, Arthropoda, Insecta, Hemiptera, Delphacidae. The record is from RefSeq and is a predicted model, not a curated record. Gene Ontology annotation, molecular function: protein binding. Gene Ontology annotation, cellular component: membrane; ciliary basal body; BBSome. The transcript is spliced from 4 exons. Gene Ontology annotation, biological process: non-motile cilium assembly. The coding region runs from base 70 to 717 and encodes 215 amino acids.
UUUUUGUAUAUAUUUUGAUAUGUGAUUCAAUUUUGAGAAAGUGAGUUGAAUUAAAGAGUAGUUUCAAAGAUGAUGGCCAUACCAGUUUUCACGCUCCAUCUGAACUAUCAAGUCUUGCCUGGCAGAAUAACAAUUGGCAAAUAUGACGGAUCGCAUUGUUGCUUGACGGCUGCUACCACCGGUGAUAAGGUGCUGAUCCACAGUCCUCACAAGAGGGACAAAGAAUUCUCUCUGCUGAACAUAAAUCAGAAUAUCACAGCGCUGUGUGCCGGCCGGCUGAACCCAGACGAGGAGAAAGAUAUUCUGGUUGUCGGCACCAAGGGCAGUCUGCUCGCCUACCAUGUUGAGAAUAAUUCCGACAUAUUCUACCGACAGGUGCCAGAUGGUGUGAAUGCAAUCACAAUAGGGCGAUUAGGUCUUCUAGAGAACCCCCUAGCUUUGGUGGGAGGUAACUGCUCCAUACAGGGGUUCGAUGCAAAGGGUAAUGAUCCCUUCUGGACGGUCACCGGAGAUAAUGUCAGAUCACUCGCGCUUCUAGAUGUCGACGGUGAUGGAGAAAAUGAGCUGGUGGUUGGUUCGGACGACUUUGAGCUGAGGAUCUUCAAGGAGGAUGCGAUAAUGGCCGAGUUGACAGAAACAGAGGCGAUCACAGCGUUGGCUGCCUUCGAAACAAUCGAUUUGCCUACGCGCUGGCCAAUGGACAGUUGGCGUCUAUGA